CGUGCCCGAAGGUCUUGAAGAGGCAGGUUGCUUACGACAUCCAUGCAGAGACCAGUCCGGCACAUGAAAAGGCAUUCAAUACAUGCCUGCCACAAAAGAUGAAGCACAUACCACCACGGAACAAUACUGCGUUGAUGUGGCGCGGCGUUCAAAUACCUGAAGACUUGCGGUCUAUGUCGUGCGUGUGGGAAGAUAUACAGCAUCUCACGUCAACAAAAGCGUUCCACAAAUGGUUGCAGCAACGCCCUCACUUGCCCAUGCCUCCAUGCCUCAAGAAACUCGAUGAGCCAGGAGACAGGAAGCAGCUGUUUGUCGUACCCUCGGACUAUGUGGGACGAGAUAAGAGUGGUUCACCAUCCGCCCAGGAAUUAGCUCUGCCCGUCUCUCAAUUCUCUAUUGAACUUAAAGAAGUGCUUAGUAAGCUCAUGAACCAGUAGAGCCGUAAAACUGUGAAUGAAUCAACAUCGUAAUUUUUGUCAUUACAUAUUUGGAAAUUAUUCGGUACUACCUAUAUUAUUAUUAGAAUAUUUUGUAAUGGAAAGUUUGGUACAGAAAUUAUUUUUUUACUUAUUUAGAAACGCAAAUAUGUAUGUUGAAUUAAUUGAAGACUUACUUCUUCAACAAUAAACGUCAUUAACAAACGGAAAACUGAUUAGUAUAAUCGUUGAUGGAAAAUUAUUGGCAAAGCUCAAGGUAGUCAAAACAUUGCUUAAAGAUUUAUUACAAUAACAUCCAUACGCAAGCAUAUUAUUAGUUUCGAUGUUUGGGUGUUUAUACUCAAUGGAUAUUUAUAAUAUUUAUCAACACAUAUCUAUUGAUUAGCGUAACCCGUCAUGGUCAUUUUUAUAAAAGUUACUACCUGUAAUCAGAAUUUGUUUGUUUAUAAUUAAUGAUUACCAAAGAAAUAAUUAAAGUUAAUUUCCUAAAUAUUAAAACAAAGAGGAAAUACUCGUCGACCAUAAACCGAUCACGAUAAUUACACCGACAUUAAAGAUAUGUUUGACGAUACCGAUAAUUGAUAACAAUACUUCUAUAUUUUUAUAAUUCAUUUGCAAUCUAAAUCGCACAAACCCAGAGUUACGCAUGCUGUGUGCAGUGAGUCGGAAAAUGUAUUAAAUAUUAAAUAAAUACGGGUUGAAGUGAUUUAAAUAAAAUUACAAUGACGGACACCAACGUACAAACUCCAAGCAAAAAAGAACUAUUGGACGAAAUAGUGAAUAGAAAAAAAUUGGGUGACAAAAAGUUUCACUCGGAAUCUUCGCUUCAACAAUUUGGAGAAAAUGAAGAAACUAAUGGUUCAGAUACAAAUCAGGACCCCGGUGUCCUAAAUACGUCAAUUAACAGUUUACCAAAUGCAGAAGAAGAGUUGGAGAGAAAGCGGACGAUGUCGACGCCUGGCCCCGUGUCUGGGAGUCUCUUGACCGCGUCAGCUGCCAGGGCCGCACGUCGACGUCCACAGAAAAACGUCAUGUAUGCGCCUGAACUUGAAAGAAGUGUAAGUCCUUACAAUCUUAACUCAGUUCAAAAUUUUCAUAUACUUAUAUUUCCUGUUUCCUCUUCAGAUUACAUAAAAUCAACAAUACAAGAAUGUAACGUAAACUCUAAAGUAUUAAUUUUAUUAUAUUGCACCAAAAUCUAGGUAUAAUUAGCUUUU
This is a messenger RNA of Manduca sexta (tobacco hornworm), 1654 nucleotides long. RefSeq lists its product as uncharacterized. The record is from RefSeq and is a predicted model, not a curated record. The coding region runs from base 1160 to 1639 and encodes 159 amino acids. Lineage: Eukaryota; Metazoa; Arthropoda; Insecta; Lepidoptera; Sphingidae. The transcript has 3 exons.